CUCCUCUUUCUAGAGCCUCUUUUGGACUGUUGGCUAUAGUCGUUGGCAUGUUAUACCAUCGAGACCAUCUAUAUAAAUGGGAACUUCCUCUCCAUUUCCUCUCCUCAUCACAACAACAACAACAGCCAGUCCAACAGUCCACUCAAUCUCCAACUUUCAACCCAAAACUUUUAACAACUAUACUCCCCCACCUCGUAUCUUAUCUCCAGCCUACCAAACCACCUUCAAAUACCAACUUCCAAAAUGCAGUUCACUACCACCAUCCUUGCCACCAUCCUCGCUGCCGCUGCCAGCGCCCUCCCCUCCUCCCUGUCUCCUCGCCAAACAACAUUCACCGAGCUUGCCACCUUCAGCAAAAGUGGGUGUCAGAGCGGCGACCGCAUCGGCACAGUUAAUCUUGCGGACGUUAAGACUUGCCAAACACUCCCAUCUGGUAUCAAUUCGGGGCGUAUUGAGAUUGAUAUUCCGGCCGGAUGUAGUAUGACUUUCUUUCUUGAUUCGGGAUGUACUUCACCGCAAACGAUUAAUAUUCCGAGGGACCAGGUUCCGCAUAGGUGUUUCGAGAUGGGUGCGGGCAAGCAACUUAACUCUUUCCUCGUCAGUGGUACUUGCUCCUAGAUUCGACAUGGGGGCAUUGGUACGGCUAAGUACAAGGACGUACACAAUGCAGACGAUCAUGGAUGGCUCGCGGGGGCGAAUUGGGGGGUGGGCGUUGGCUGCAGGUGGGAGUGCGAGAGUGGGCAGGAAUAUUGUGGGAGAAUCGGUCAGCAAAUGGAGCUCACUACUCUGCAGACUAGUUCCUCUGCGCUGUUCUUACUGUUGAAUGCGAGAAGCGGCGUGUUUCUCUUUUGUGGAAUUCCUUUCGCUGGACGGGGGGACUAGUUUGUUCUUGCUUAGUCAUUUAGGGGAAGUCGAGAGUUACAAAUUGAUUUGUUUCCCGGGAA
Lindgomyces ingoldianus is the source of this 944-nucleotide messenger RNA. RefSeq lists its product as uncharacterized. The coding region runs from base 244 to 618 and encodes 124 amino acids. Lineage: Eukaryota; Fungi; Ascomycota; Dothideomycetes; Pleosporales; Lindgomycetaceae. The record is from RefSeq and is a predicted model, not a curated record. The transcript has 2 exons.